Molecule: messenger RNA, 1825 nt
Organism: Vespula pensylvanica (western yellowjacket)
Lineage: Eukaryota; Metazoa; Arthropoda; Insecta; Hymenoptera; Vespidae
Product: FYVE, RhoGEF and PH domain-containing protein 4-like
Exons: 8
Coding region: 295-1788 (497 amino acids)
Biological process (GO): intracellular signal transduction
Cellular component (GO): cytoplasm
Molecular function (GO): guanyl-nucleotide exchange factor activity
Source: RefSeq, a predicted model, not a curated record
CAUCUGAGUUCUGUUGACACUUUCAAAUUUUAACUGCGGCAUAUGAUUAAAAUAUCUUUACCGUUUUACGUACUUUUAGGUACACUGGUAAUAUUAAAAAAAAAAUUGUUUUAUUACAUAAAACAAAUAUAGAUUUUUGAUUCCUGUUUAAAUUUAAAUAAGAUUUGCUCAUGAUCUUUUUAAUACGAUUAUAUUUUGACAAUAAUUAUAUAGGAGCUAAAUGAAUUAUUUUGUUUGUGUGUGUAUGUUUAUUUAUAAAUAUUAAAUAAGGAACAAUAUAUACACAUUAAGGAAAUGAAUUCUCCAAGAUCACCACACAAUAAUCUUAGUUCUGAAUUAAGGAACAUUAUUACUAACAAAAAUGCAUUGAGCAUGAAAUCACGCAUGAAAGUUUUAAAUGCUCUUAAUGAAGAUGAUAUAAAAAAUAGAGCUGAAAGAGAAAAGCGUUUGAGACUCCAAGCUAUACAAGAAAUUUUAACAACAGAGGUUACAUAUUUACAACAGUUAGAAAUAUUAAUGGAGUUUUUUUUACAACCAAUCAUUGAAAAGAAGUUGGUAAAUCAUAUAAUAUUAAAUACAUUACUUGAAAAUAUAAAAACACUGUAUAAUAUUAGUGGAGAAUUAAUUAAAGAAUUAAAACAAGAUACUGAAAACAUUUCUGGAGCAUUUUAUAAGCUUGCACCAUUCUUUAAGUUAUAUUCUGUUUAUGCAUACGAUUACGAACAGUUAUCAACACUUUUACAGGUUACUCAAGAGAAGGAUCCUACUUUUAAAAAUUUUAUAAGCAAACAAGAAACACGACCAGAAGUUGGGAAAUCGUUGUCUUCAUUAUUAAUUACUCCGAUACAGAGAGUACCAAGAUAUAAAUUACUUUUGAAAGAAGUUCUACAACAUACUCCUAACAAGCACAGAGAGUAUAAUCUUUUACAAGCAUGUUUAGUUGAAGUUGAAAAAGCUGCAGUACAUAUUAAUAAUUUAGUUGCUGAGAAUGAAGAUAUUCAAAGAUUAUUGAUGCUUCAAAAGUGUAUUGUAAACGGAGUUAAUUUAGUAAAACCAGGAAGAAAAUUAAUUAAGCAAGGAACAUUAAUGAGAGUUUCAAGGAAUGGUGAUACUGCUUAUAGAAGAUAUUUUGUACUUUUAAAUGAUACUUUAUUAUAUUGUAAGGGAAAACCAGAAAGUUCAUUGACUGUACGUUGUGUACUUCCCUUAAAUAAGUGUAAAGUAGAAAGUGUUUUAAGUGGUGGACUUUUUCGUGUUACAUGCUUAGAAGAAAUGCUCUUUUUAUAUUCAGAAGAUGGUGACAGCAACUCUUGGAUACAAUUAUUGCAAAAAGCCAUUGAAAAGUACACAGAAUGUAGACAAACUUUGAGGAAAGAUAGUAGUUCAAGGCAACCACUGAGACAUAAAAAUAUAAAUUUAUUUCCAUCUGAGGAUAUACAAGAAAAAUACAUCAAACGAAAAAGAACAAAAGAUAAAAAAGAUGUUCAAUUGAAUCCAUCAAAUAUAAUGUAUUUUGAAAAGGAAAAUCAAGAAAAUGAAACGGAAGAACAGCAAGAAAAUUGUUUUCGAUUAAAUAGAAAAUUAAAGAGAUUUAAAAAUGAUAUUCCUACAGGGAUUCCCAUGGACAAGGAUACAUCAGAGAUUUGCUUUAUGGAAAGUUCAGAUACAUCAGUAUCAUAUUUGACUAAUUCAGAUUCUAUACAUUCUUUAUCAUUAAUAUUCAAAAAUAUUUGUGAAUAUUUUUCUUAUGUUAGUUCAUCUAUACAAAAUUUUUUUAGAUAUAGAUAGCAUUUUUGUUCUUUUACAAAUGAAUUGUAAUAUAUAG